AUGUUAUGUCAUGAUGAAGGUUUUGUUGAUUUUCAAAUCCGUUAUGUAGGGGGACUAUGCGUGAUGUUUGAAUUCACCUCUAAAGAAGCAUGCACAAAUUUAUUGGUAAGUGAUGCGGUUAGUCAUUGGAUCAUAGAAAAACCACAGUGGGAUAGAAAUUUUGUUUCGCAAGAUCGUAUUAUCUGGUUUGAUAUUGAAGGACUGCCUCUUCGGGCUUGGAGUAAGUUGCCAUUUAGGGAAAUUUUAGCAAAAUGGGGUUGUGUGGUGCAACUAGAUGAUAAUCUUGGUGAAGAUAUAUACAAAAGUCAUGAAUGUAUUCUGACUUCUCAUCUUGGUAUUAUUUUUGAAGUGGUGAAAGUUAGCGUGGAUGGUAUCAUAUUUCCGGUUAGAGCUAAAGAAGCACCCAGUUGGACUUCGUCAUUUUCUUGUGAUUUCAUGAAAUCCGUUGGUGGGGAAGAUGAGGGACAUGUUUAG
Messenger RNA from Lactuca saligna, 474 nucleotides. NCBI's taxonomy places the organism in Eukaryota, Viridiplantae, Streptophyta, Magnoliopsida, Asterales, Asteraceae. The record is from the annotation of a GenBank genome assembly.